CAAUCAGCAAACGAAAGAACGCUUGCAACGCAAGCGCAAAACCUUGCAAUCGAUGCCGACGCGUCUCCCUUAUCUAGUCUUAAACGGGACUUGUCAUUGCGAACAUGACAAGUGCAUUUCGCAAAGAAUCCGCUAUAUCGCAGAACUUUAACUAUCGGGAAGAUAUUCAAUACGUUUUUAAAUUGAAUAAUUGGAUCCUAGGUUCGCUCGGUAUUUGGCCAAUAGCGACUCGGGGAAUCAGACAACAUGCAUCUAAGAUCGCGAUCACGCUCUGUAAUCUUGCACUAGCUUUCGCGAUAGUGCCCUGUGCCUUGCAUAUCAUUUAUGACGAAAAAGAUAUUAUUAUGAGGCUUAAACUAUUUGGUUUACUGGCAUUUUGUCUUACUGCUAUGACAAAAUAUUGUAUUCUCGCGAUACGUCGGCCUAAAAUACUGCGCUGCAUCGAAUACGUGAAAAGCGAUUGGUGGAAAGUGACAUUUAAAACAGAUCAUACAAUAAUGCUGAAAUAUGCUACCACUGGUCGCAAUUUAACGAUAAUCGGCGCAUCUUUCAUGUAUACUGCCGGCAUCAUAUAUCACAUAAUUCUGCCAUUCUGUUCGGAGCAUAAAGUUAACAAUCAAACUGUCAGACCACUUGUGUAUCCGACUUAUAGUAAAUUUCGCCAGUCUCAAAUUAGCCCGAUAUAUGAAAUUGUGUAUGUAGCUCAUUGCAUGUGCGGAUACACGAUAUAUUCGGUAACAGCUGGUGCAUGCGGAUUAGCUGCCCUAUUUGCCACUCAUGCAUGUGGACAAAUCCAAAUAAUCAUAUCGCGAUUGGAAAAUCUUUUAGAAGGUGAAAACUUCAAGCAAAGCCCGAAUGUUCAUCAACGAAUUGCUGCCAUCGUGAAGAAUCAUGUUCGAGUAGUAAGGUUUGCGGCUGUUGUAGAAGAAGUUUUACAAGAAGUAUGUUUGGUGGAAUUCUCUAGUUCCGUAUGCACGAUAUGUCUGCUCGAAUAUUAUUGUAUAUUGGAUUGGCAAGAAGAUGAUAGAAUUGGUUUAGCAACUUAUUCUUUGCUCCUUGUUUCAUUCUGUUUCAAUGUAUAUAUAUUAUGCUAUAUCGGUGAGCUGCUUAUGGAAAAGAGCAGUCAAAUUGGACAUAUAUGCUACAUGAUUAAUUGGUAUCAAAUAUCGCCAAAAUUCGCUCGUAGCCUUAUAUUGAUAAUCGCUAUGGCCAGCCAUCCUAUUAAAAUCAGUGCUGGUAGAAUAGUAGAUCUGUCAUUAUUGACUUUUGUAAAUAUAUUGAAAACUACACUGGCAUAUCUCAGUUUCCUACGAACGUUAGUAAUGUAGACAUAAUUAAAAUUAUGAAAUAUGAAUACACAGCGAUCUAAUGCAGUGAUAUACUAUGAUUAGCAGGGCGGUCCAUCUCAUACAAUAUUCAAAGCAACUUGUCAUCAUGAACAUAUCAAAUAUGCAAAUAUGAUUAUUAUUCGAAAUUUUACUUAUCAUUGAGAUAAUCAACAUGUUUUCAGACUAAAUAAUUGGAUUCUAUGCACAAUAAGCUAGUCGUGACAUCAGAUAUAUGUAAGUUAGUCGUCGCAUCAGAUGAUAUACGUAAAAUCACAAUUGCGUUUUGUGUUUAAUU
This is a messenger RNA of Camponotus floridanus (Florida carpenter ant), 1623 nucleotides long. RefSeq names its product odorant receptor 4-like. Gene Ontology annotation, molecular function: olfactory receptor activity; odorant binding. Gene Ontology annotation, cellular component: plasma membrane. The coding region runs from base 105 to 1328 and encodes 407 amino acids. The transcript has 7 exons. The record is from RefSeq and is a predicted model, not a curated record. Lineage: Eukaryota; Metazoa; Arthropoda; Insecta; Hymenoptera; Formicidae. Gene Ontology annotation, biological process: sensory perception of smell; detection of chemical stimulus involved in sensory perception of smell.